AUAUGUAAGAGGGAUCAGCAAUGCAUCUCUCAUCAGAUAACUCAAAGAGUGAAAAAACAGACUUGAACUGAAAAGGGCAUUUUUGAACCCUUGCCAUCCUUCACCAUGCUGGACUUCCUAGCUGAAAAUAUCAUGGGCAGGGCAGUUCUGAGGAGGUGCUCUUGUGGAAAUGCAAUCAUUGCAGAAUUUCUGAGAAUGUCAGAAUUCAUUCCAAGUGUGUUCCGACUCAAAGACAAAGCUGACCCAACGAAAUAUUGUUUAUAUCAUAUUGAUUCAGCUAUUUCAAGAGUGGCAAAAUGUAUGAGCUUAGUUCAUCCUGGAAGCAUGCAAAAGAAGUACGAACCCCCUCCUACUCUUUCCAGCAUGAUGCUGCUUCUGGCCUUUUUGAAUGUUUCUGUAUGUCCCUAUAGCCUUUCUUUUCUACUGGUGCUCCAAUUUUUGUCUCCAAAGGCCAGCCGGUCUGCUGCUGUCACAGAACGUGUUCACACCCAGGUACAGCAGUUUCUUAAGGAAGGCUGCUUGAGAGAGGAACUGGUGCUGGACAACAUACCCAAGCUGCUGAACUGCUUAAGAGACUGCAAUGUGGCAAUCCGAUGGCUGAUGCUUCAUACGGCUGACUUGGGUUAUGAUCCAAAUAACAAGCGUCUUCGGCAGAUAAAGGACCAAGUCUUAACAGAUUCAAAGUACAAUCCCAAGAUACUUUUCCAGCUUCUACUGGAUACAGCACAAUUUGAAUUCAUAUUGAAAGAGAUGUUUAAGCAGAUGUUAUCGGAGAAGCAAGCAAAAUGGGAAAGCUACAGAAAAGAAGGAUCAGAAAGGAUGGCUGAACUGGCAGAUGUCUUUUCAGGUGUUAAGCCUCUAACAAGAGUAGAGAAAAAUGAAAAUCUUCAAGCUUGGUUCAGAGAAAUCUCUAAACAAAUAAUGUCUCUAAAUUAUGAAGACUCCACUGCUGCAGGCAGGAAGACAGUGCAACUAAUACAAGCUUUGGAAGAGGUUCAAGAAUUUCACCAACUGGAGUCCAACCUGCAAGUUUGUCAGUUUCUUGCUGAUUCUCGGAAGUUUCUUCAUCAAAUGAUCCGCACCAUCAACAUUAAGGAAGAGGUUUUGAUCACCAUGCAGAUUGUUGGUGAUCUUUCCUAUGCCUGGCAGCUAAUCGACAGUUUCACAUCUAUCAUGCAGGAAAGUAUCAGGGCUAAUCCAUCUAUGGUAACCAAACUCAGAGCCACAUUUUUAAAGCUGGCUUCAGCUCUCGAUAUGCCACUGCUUCGUAUCAAUCAAGCAAACAGCCCUGAUCUUCUCAGUGUAUCACAGUAUUAUUCUGGAGAACUGGUGUCCUAUGUGAGAAAGGUUUUGCAGAUCAUCCCAGAAAGCAUGUUUACCUCCCUCCUUAAGAUUAUAAAGCUGCAGACACAUGACAUCAUUGAAGUUCCUACUCGCCUGGACAAAGACAAACUGCGGGAUUAUGCCCAGCUUGGGCCACGAUAUGAGGUUGCUAAGCUAACCCAUGCCAUUUCAAUUUUCACGGAGGGCAUCCUGAUGAUGAAAACAACACUGGUCGGGAUCAUUAAGGUGGAUCCAAAGCAGCUACUAGAAGAUGGAAUAAGGAAGGAGUUGGUGAAACGUGUGGCUCUGGCUCUGCACAGAGGACUCACCUUCAAAACUACUCUUGAUCCCAGUGAACUCAUGCCCAAGUUAAAAGACAUGGCAGCAACCAUGGAUGGAUUCCAUCGUUCCUUCGAGUACAUCCAGGAUUAUGUCAACAUAUAUGGUUUAAAAAUCUGGCAAGAAGAAGUGUCACGAAUUAUCAAUUACAAUGUGGAGCAGGAGUGCAAUAACUUCUUAAGGACAAAGAUUCAAGAUUGGCAAAGUAUAUACCAGUCCACCCAUAUCCCAAUACCAAAAUUUGCACCAGUGGAUGAAUCUGUUACAUUUAUUGGUCGUCUCUGCCGAGAGAUUCUGAGGAUCACUGACCCAAAAGUUGCAUGUUAUAUUGACCAACUGAAUACCUGGUAUGAUAUGAAAACGCAUCAAGAAGUAUCCAGCAGCCGCCUCUUUUCUGAGAUCCAGGACACUUUGGGCACCUUUGGCCUGAAUGGUUUAGACAGGCUUCUCUGCUUCAUGAUUGUGAAGGAACUUCAGGUAUGUGGUAUUUGUAAUGCAGAAGUCUCUUGCAGUUGUCUGUCAGUGGGAGAUUGGGAUGAUAAAUGUCAUUCCCAAAGUGGUUACUUUUCCAAGCUGAGAAAAUUUGUUCUGUUUUGUUUUCCUUCAGGGAUGGUUUGCAAGAAGCCAGCAGAUCCCAUUGACUGGCCUCCUCUGGUGCUCGGACUACUCACUCUGCUGAAACAGUUCCAUUCGCGAUACACUGAGCAGUUUCUGGCUCUGAUUGGCCAGUUUAUUCGUUCAACAAUGGAACAGUGCACAAGCCAGAAGGUCCCAGAAAUGCCAGCAGAUGUUGUGGGUGCCCUGCUUUUCUUAGAAGACUAUGUUCGUUAUACAAAGCUACCACGAAGGGUUGUCGAAGCCCAUGUACCUAAUUUCAUUUUUGAUGAAUUCCGAACAGUUAUCUAAACUCCCAAGGAAUCCAUGACCCUAGCUGGAAGUAGAGGAACAAGAGUUGAAAGAGAACAUAAAAAUCAAGAAAGAAGCUAGCACUUCACAACUUCUGACUAGCAGAGAAUACAUAUUGGUGCAUGAACAUAGCAUAAUUGACACUAACCUCUUGCAGCUAACCCUGCUGCAAAAUUAUGCUAUUUUCCCCAGUUGAGUACUUGAUACUAGCAAUUUCUGUUUAACCCGUAAAGUUAUACAUAAUCUUUCAUGUACAAAAAUUUAUCUUUAUGUUCUUAAGAGAGCAAUAUGUGGACAUAAAAUAGCAUUUUUGUAUAGGAAUAAAUAUGAUACUAAAAUGAGAA
Molecule: messenger RNA, 2912 nt
Organism: Sceloporus undulatus (fence lizard)
Lineage: Eukaryota; Metazoa; Chordata; Lepidosauria; Squamata; Phrynosomatidae
Gene: WASHC5
Product: WASH complex subunit 5
Biological process (GO): actin filament polymerization; endosome fission; endosome organization
Cellular component (GO): endosome; WASH complex
Source: RefSeq, a predicted model, not a curated record